Molecule: messenger RNA, 1898 nt
Organism: Branchiostoma floridae (Florida lancelet)
Lineage: Eukaryota; Metazoa; Chordata; Leptocardii; Amphioxiformes; Branchiostomatidae
Product: lipopolysaccharide-binding protein-like
Exons: 18
Coding region: 122-1666 (514 amino acids)
Molecular function (GO): lipid binding
Source: RefSeq, a predicted model, not a curated record
GUGACACCAGUUCCCUAAAUUUGACUCGGCACUUCCUCGUGAGAAAUCCUGCGUGUGCUUCAGUUUAACAAACUUGGCCGGGACGUUUCUGUUUGUUGGAGUGAUCCCAAGCGCCGUGAAGAUGAAACUCCUCUGUGCCAGGGUGCUGGCCCUGCUCUUGGCCCUGGUGGCCGCCGUCUUCCAUGGAGCGCACGGUCGGAACCCGGGUCUCAAAGCCAAGGUCACCGAGUUCGGACUCACCUACGGUAUGAAGGUGUUCCUGUCUGUGCUGAAGGACCGCGCUCAACAAAUCCAGAUUCCCAACCAGUCCGGCAGGGCUGAUGUCGUCAUCGGGAAGGUCGACUAUCAGUUCACCAACAUUAAGAUGACGUCGUUCAACAUCGGCGGCACGAGCCUUCCCGUGGUGCCCCGCGAGGGCCUGCGUCUCCGGGCCAAUGGCGUGUCAGCUUCUCUCAACGGAAACUGGCACUACUCCGCCAAGGUCGCCUUCAUUCCAAUUCGUGAUGGCGGCACAUUGAGCCUGUCGAUCCGUGAGGUGUCGCUAGAUGUCGUCAUUCGUCUAGGUAAGGACCCCCAGGACCGCCCGACCAUCUCUGUCGGCUCCUGCUCCGCACACAUCGGUGACGUCAGCGUGACGUUUCACGGCGGGGCAAGCUGGCUGUACAACUUGUUCAAGGGUGCGAUCGAAAACACCAUCAAAAAGCAGCUGGACAGCGAGAUCUGCAAGUCCGUGUCGAAGGCCAUCGAUGAAGACGUGGAGAAAUCGUUUGCACAAAUCAAGGUGCUGGAGCCGGUUGGGAAGUUUGCCGACCUUGACCUUGGACUUGAGGAGGCUCCAAGUUUCCUGACAAACUCCAUGGAUCUCCCGCUGAAGGCAGCAGUUGUGCCGCGGGACAGCCGUAUCACCGUGCCGGUCUCCCCUGGCCCCAUUCCCGAGGUGCCCGAGACAUCCCGCAUGAUCUACCUGUACGGGUCCGAGUACGUGGGCAACGCCAUCGCAUACAUCUACCACAAGGCUGGACAGCUCAGGCAUGUUCUCAAGCCAAAGGACAUUCCUAAGGACUUGCCCUUCAAGCUGAACACUACAUAUCUGGCGGGGCUGGUGCCGAAGGUGGGUGAGCUGUACCCGGACAUGGGUGUGGAGCUGGUGCUGAACACGUCCCUGCCGCCCCACCUGUCCAUCCGCCCGGGCCGCGCCACGCUGACAGGCUACGGGAACGUGCACGUGUACGCCACGCCUCAGGACAAGCCUGCCGUCUAUCUCUUCAGCAUCAACGUGACCAUGGAUCUGGGUGCUGAAGUGAAGCUGAUAGGAGAGCUGCUGUACGGGAACGUGUCCAUGGAUCCUAACAAGAUCAAGAUCAGCACAUUCGGCUCGACCAUAGGUCCUGUGCCGUCGUUUGGCUUGGACUUUGGGAUCCGCGCACUGUGCGAGGCGACUGUGCCAUGGAUAAACACCUUUGCGCUGGACAACAGGUUUGAGGGUAUGCUCACGGUGUGGACGUCACGUGACUUUUGCAGACAGGGGGCGGUGCCUGCUAUACACUACCUGGCUCAGGGAAUCCCCUUCCGUCUGAAGGACGUGCUGUUUGAGAACGCGCAGGUGGUCAUGCACCAGGGUUUCAUUUCCAUCGGCACAGAUCUCAGGUACACAGGGAAUUUCUGAUACCACAGUUCAACCACGCCGCCUUGCAGCUGCAGUAGUAAAUGCACGUUUUGAUGCACAUUUUGCUUUGUGUUAUGCGGAAAGCAGCCACAGUUUUAAUCACUGUCUAAUGUAUGUGUAUAUGGAAUAAGUCCAAACAAUUGGAUAAGACUAUGCGAAUAAGCUUUAUCGAUGUGAUAGCCAGGAUACAUUGCGAAAUCAGAUGCAAAAUGUAAACUAAGCGUGUCUUUUA